Messenger RNA from Pseudozyma flocculosa PF-1, 552 nucleotides. RefSeq lists its product as uncharacterized. The record is from RefSeq and is a predicted model, not a curated record. The transcript is spliced from 2 exons. NCBI's taxonomy places the organism in Eukaryota, Fungi, Basidiomycota, Ustilaginomycetes, Ustilaginales, Ustilaginaceae. Bases 1 to 552 code for a protein of 183 amino acids.
AUGGCGCCUCGCAUCCAGACCUUCAUCGACCUGUACAAGAACGUCGACGCGGUGCGACGUGCGAAGAGGUACCUGCAAAUCAAAGCGACCAAGGGCGACUCGCGCGACAAUGUCGAGCUGACGGCCCUCAAGUACCUGAUGCUGGUCGAUCACGCCGUUGCGCUCGACAAGAAGCGCUCGUGCCAGGAGAGCAACAACCGCCACAUGGACUGCAAGAAGCUCACGGUCAACUCCUACCUCCUCUACAAGGUCGUCAACAACGAGACGUUCUGGCUGAUCCCCGACGUCAUCUUCGAGUGCGAGGAGUGCACGCUCAACCACUACAGCUGCAACGUCUACUUCGACAUGAAGGACACCAACAAGACGGUCCUCGUCAACUCAAAGGGCAUCCACGGCGACUUCUCCGUCAAGAGCGGGCCGGCAGGGUCGAGGGGGCCAAGGGCGCGCAGCGCGGCGACCGCGCAGGUGCUGUCGACGACGGCGGGGGCGAGGAGGGUGACGCCUUGGCGGAAUGGGUCCGUCUUGCUGGCUGGGACGCGGACCAGCGCGUAG